Messenger RNA from Hemicordylus capensis (graceful crag lizard), 1190 nucleotides. RefSeq names its product anaphase promoting complex subunit 16 (gene ANAPC16). Gene Ontology annotation, cellular component: anaphase-promoting complex; cytosol; kinetochore. Gene Ontology annotation, biological process: protein ubiquitination. Lineage: Eukaryota; Metazoa; Chordata; Lepidosauria; Squamata; Cordylidae. The record is from RefSeq and is a predicted model, not a curated record. The transcript has 4 exons. The coding region runs from base 62 to 520 and encodes 152 amino acids.
AUGGCAGAGAGACAAGUGCUGGGGGCGCUGUAGUUAGAGCGUCCUGAGUACCUGUCGUACUAUGCUUUCAGUUUCCUCUUCCGGGGAAUACCGGCGGCGGGAGAUCCCAGCGAGUCUGGCUGGAGGAAGCGAGGGAGGCCGCGACGAGUGUCGUUACGCCAGCAGGGCGAGAUUCAGGCCAAGCAAAAUGGCUGCCUCUUCUUCAUCAUCUUCAGCUGGUGGAAUUAGCGGAAGCUCUGUAACUGGAUCUGGGUUCAGUGUCUCGGACCUUGCCACACCACGAAAAGCUCUCUUCACCUAUCCUAAAGGAGCUGGGGAAAUGUUGGAAGAUGGCUCCGAGAGAUUUCUCUGUGAAUCAGUUUUCAGCUACCAGGUUGCCUCCACACUGAAGCAAGUGAAACAUGAUCAGCAAGUUGCUCGGAUGGAAAAACUCGCUGGAUUAGUUGAAGAAUUGGAGGCAGAUGAAUGGAGGUACAAGCCCAUAGAACAGCUGCUGGGGUUCACUCCAUCAUCCGGUUGAAAACUUGUAGUUUGAUGUGGAGAGAAAAAGCAGUUGCAUCAUUCCAUUCUAAAACACUGGGUGGUUCUGCACUGUCCUCCCAGCAGUGUAAUAAAAAGUCAUCCCUCGCUGAUGUUUCUCUUACUGGAUAUUGUAAACUGUGGUCACAAAACAGUUCAUAAAACCCCCUUUCAGUCUUCCAGCAGCCUGAACAGCUUGCUUCAGAUGGGUGUGAUUUCUGUAACUAAGGAGAUGCAGUUAGUUUUCGGAAAAGAAUCUGUUUGCUUAAAGGGGAGGGGGUGGUUAUUUAAACUUACAACCCUUUAUGCUGACCUUGGAGCAUAUGUGCUGAAAGUUGGCCAGAUAAUUGGAUCCUUGUUACUGUUCAAGUUAAACUCCUGGAGGGCAGAGUCGAAAGGCUUUGGCUUUAAGCUGUUCCUUUGAAGAGAGAUGUGAUAAAACAAUAGGAUGGGAGCACUAGAAGGGCAGAAGAAUGUUAACUGUUUCCUGUAUGUAGAUAUCCUGGUCUUUGCUGUGCCUGCCCAGUUUUUUCAGCUGUUUCUCUGUUAACUGUGUGUGGAAAUGUUAAUUGCUGUUAAAGAGAGUCUCUAAAAAGAGGCAUUGACUGUCCCUUCCUCUGUUCCAAUGCACUUGCACUGUCUGUUUUGAAAAUAAAUUAUUUCAGCUAUAA